Micropterus dolomieu (smallmouth bass) is the source of this 2122-nucleotide messenger RNA. RefSeq names its product olfactomedin-like protein 2B. The record is from RefSeq and is a predicted model, not a curated record. Gene Ontology annotation, biological process: signal transduction. Bases 1 to 396 code for a protein of 131 amino acids. NCBI's taxonomy places the organism in Eukaryota, Metazoa, Chordata, Actinopteri, Centrarchiformes, Centrarchidae. The transcript is spliced from 2 exons.
AUGAAGGUGGAGUUUGCUGUUGACGAGUCCGGCCUCUGGCUGCUCUACCCGGCUGUGGACACAGAGGGCUUCCACCAGGAAGUAAUCCUGCUCAUCCACGUCCGCCCCCGAGACCUGCAGCCAAUAAGGAGCUUCCGCACAGGUCUUCGGCGUGGCCGCUAUGGAAACAGCUUCCUGGUUUGCGGCGUGCUUUAUGCAGUGGACAGCAUGGAGCGCCGCUUCGCUAACGUGACAUACGCCUUUGACACGCACACGCUCACGCACACCGUGCCGAGCCUGGCGUUCACGAACAUGCACGCGCACACCUCCCAGCUGGCUUACUGCCCACUAAUCAAGAAACUUUACGCAUGGGACGACGGACAUCAGAUGACGUAUGAUGUCAUCUUUGCUUAUUAGCGCCAUGAAUGGACGCACAGAUGAAGAAACUGUGGUUAGCAUAUCCAGCAAGAGGUCAAACCAAAGCUGAGGAGAAAGGAAAUAAGAUAAUAACUGUACAGAUAUUUGAUCAUUGUUUUGUUUCUACAUGACUGUGGAUCAGUCUAACUGAAUGUGUUUUUAUAUUGACCUCAGCUGCUGCUUCGCCACACACACCAAAGUUAGUAUUAACCAGCAAGAGCAGCACGUAACUCACAAGAGAAGUCAGAAAACAAGUCGAAAUAUGUUCACAUUUGGAAAAGGACAAAACCCCACGGUCAUGUAAAUAAAUGUAAACACGUCUUACUGUUUCUCCUAAUGGAAAUGUUCCUCUGAGUUUAGAAAAAAACUGUGUAUAACUGUUCCACUGCAUAUUGAAAAUGUAGUGGAGAAACUGAGGAAUUGAACAUGCACAACUGUCCCAAAUUUAACCAAUUUAAUGGUUCUAAAAAUGAUAAUAAUUCAUCCUCCAUUCUUAGAGAAAAGUUGAGUCUGUGGGGAAAUUAUUUGGGGAAGUUAUUUAUAUUGCUCAAAUUCAUAACAGAAGUUGUGUCAUUGUGCUUUUCAUAUGGAGCAGGUCCAGACCGUACUCUUUGUAAUAUUAUUUACAGAGACACAACAAUUCCCAGCAUGAGCAAGCACUUGGCAACUGUGGCAAGGAAAAACUUUUUGCAGGCUGAAACCUCGGGCAGAAGCUAAACUCAGGGUGUACACACACACAUGUACACACUUUACACGCAAGGAAUUCACAUAAAGAAACACAAUGCUUAGAAAUGUUCUGCCUCUAAACACAGAUCAGGUUGUGGUUUCUGUCAUGACCUUUCAUAAGUUCAGUUAUUGUGUAAAACAGGAUUGAUGUAGUUUGUAUAUUUGAGGUUUUCGAGACCUCACUUUGUCUAAUUUAGGGGAAUAAACUUUGCAGAGUUUACAUAGUUUACUAGCGCCUAUACAGCUUGUGAAAUCAGCUGGUCUUCUGCUCUGGAGGUUUGUAAAGUCUAAGACGAUGAUGGUUAGGAUGUCAUCGGGGUUAUUCAGCUGGUUACGUCGGAUUUAAGACUACAAAUAUUCCACGAUUUACUAGCUUGUUUAUAACUUCACUUGCUCAGAUGGAGGAAUUAAGUUACUAAGACCUCGGCAUUGACCAGGCAGGGAGGGUCGGAUUGAAAGAUGCUAUUGGUUGUAUUUUGGGAUAUGUAGGAUCCAGCGUUUAAGGAUUAAAAGUGAAGAUAUCUGAAGAAUCCUGAACACAUUUAGCUGUUGUUGUGAUGAUCAAAUCACAUCUGCCUAUUAAGACUUUCCAAAACCUCUGAUCAAUAAGCUACUGUAAUGGUGCUGAAAAUCAGGUAAAACUGGAUUUGUCCAGUCCAAAUAUACAAUGUUCAAUUCCAGAGAGUAAUAACUCAUUCUGAUAAUGACUGAAGAUAUUUUAUGCUUCAAGUGUUGCAUAUGUAAUGAAACAGCAACCUAUUUUCUUAUAUGCUCAAAGUCUAUACUGUAUGUUUAUUUUUACUUUAUGUCUGUUUAGUGUGUCAAACAUUUAGCUGCACUCCUGUCCAGUGAUGUUUAUCAUAAGUCCAGUUGGGAACAGGAAUGGAAGCUUUAACUCUGGUACACUUACUCUAUCUUUUACCUUUUCGGGCUAUCACAUGCUCCACACAGCUUUACUAGAUUUAAAAAAAAAAAAAAAAAAAAGAGAGACAAGGUUUAU